Molecule: messenger RNA, 4659 nt
Organism: Saccostrea echinata
Lineage: Eukaryota; Metazoa; Mollusca; Bivalvia; Ostreida; Ostreidae
Product: putative pyridoxal-dependent decarboxylase domain-containing protein 2
Exons: 25
Coding region: 27-2699 (890 amino acids)
Biological process (GO): carboxylic acid metabolic process
Cellular component (GO): intracellular membrane-bounded organelle
Molecular function (GO): carbon-carbon lyase activity; pyridoxal phosphate binding
Source: RefSeq, a predicted model, not a curated record
UUUAUUGCCAGCGUGUACUUGGAAACAUGGCGUCGAUGUUUGGACAAUCGUCAGGUGCUCGGGCUGCUCCAGCGCCAGUGAUGCAGCCAGCCCAACCUGCACAAAUGGACCGUUCCGAACCAGUAGAUGAUAGACCCAAGCAUCUUAAAAAAGUGUCAUUUGCACAAUUUGAUCCUUCUGCACAGCAACAAAUCAACUCGAUGUUUAAUAGUCCCAUGUUUCAAGAGCUGGAGGCACAAGUGAAAGCCAAUACAGACAUCUUGGACAGAAUGAACAAGCAAAUGGAAGAUGAGAGAAAGGAAAGGAUCAAAGCCAAGCAAACUGCUCAUAUUCCAGAAGCACUCAAAGGGAGUGGUCAAGAAAUGCCAAGCAUUAUGAAGACAGUGGAAGAUCUGAUAUUGAUGGAUGAAGAAGUUGAGGAAGAUGAUGAAGAGGAGAAAGAUGUUGAAAAUGGUCAAGAAGCAGAAGAAGGUGAUGAUGAAGAAGAUGAAGACGAAGAUGAGGAGGAAGAUGAUGAAGACGAUGAUGAAUACAGAAGGAGAACACCACUGAAUAAGUUACAGAUCCUGGACUCACACAGCAAGGCUGCUCUUACUGGUCACAGUCUGGCUGCAUAUGUUUCUACCCUGGAUGAAGAUAAUCUUAAAAAGUUCACAUCCAAAAUUACACAGGACUGUCAAUUGUGGCUGUCAAGAUUGUUCAGGUUUCCAGAUUCCUCUCCAUUUUAUCAUGAGGAACACAAAGAUGGCCUUGUUAAGAUCUGUAGAAUGGCCCUGUAUCAGAAAUAUCCGAGGUAUCCUGUGGAGGGUUUCGAGGCCCUUUACUCCAGGCCCCCAGUCAUAUACAUCAGCUCUGCAGCCAUGCCAGGUCUUAGCAAUUACCUCUGUUUGCAGCUUGGAUUACCUUUGUCCUCCAUUUGUAAUGUUCCAUGCUGCACAGAGAAAGGCACGACCAGCAUUAUGGAUGUACAGAUGUUGGAGAAGUUGAUUCAGGAUGACAUUUCUGCUGCAAAGACCCCAGUGUUGUUAGUAGGAUUUGCAGGUUCUCCCCAUUUGGGAUCUGUGGAUAAUCUGCAGGAAUUAAGAAAAAUCUGUAAGGACCAUAAGAUCUGGCUCCAUGUUGAAGGAAACAACCUUGCUAUCUUGGCCACAGUGUCAGUGCCCACUGCAGUAGAGCCAGCCACCUCUGGAGAUAGCAUGACUCUACGACUAGGGAAGUGGAUCGGUAUCCCAGGGCUUCCCUUUAUUACACUCUAUAAGACCACUGACCCUGCUCUGGAGCUUGCUGCAGGUCUGAAUACAUUUACCCCACAAUUAAAGCUCAACUGUCUUCCACUUUGGAUCAUCCUGCAGAGCCUCGGUCAUGAUGGGAUAGUUGACAGAAUCAAGCACUGCUGUACACUAGCAGAGAAAAUGCAUGACAUCCUACAAAACCUUCCAACUAUAAAGGAGAUUGGGGAAGAAAAGACAGAAGAAAAAGAGGCUAAAACCUUUAAAGAUCUAUUAUUUGUUGCUAUUGAUGCUCUGUUUGUGUUCAAGAUGGCCAGUCCAACUGUUGUGUUCAGAUAUGUAGAAGACAGCACCACUGGUGCUGUGGAGAUAGCUCCUUAUUCCCCUGUUACUUCACAAGAGGAUAUGGAAGAAAAAGAAAAAUUGAAAGCAUACUACGAUGCACUAAAUUUAUGGCUUUGUGAUACUCUAUAUUUGGAAAAUCCAAAUGUAGGCUUAGAACUGAUAGAUGUUGAGCAAGAAGGAAACUGUAUCAAGUUCUCUCCCCUUGACACAGCACAAGUGAAGGGUACAGUUGAAGAAGAUAUCGAAAACUUUGGGGAAAGUUUGAAAAAGCAAAUUGCAAUUUUAGAUGCAACAGUUCUGCAGAGAGACAGGUUUUGUGCAAUUGUGGAAGCUCAAGACAAUCUUCGUAUUGUUGAGGUUCCCAACUGGGCUGGAUUAGGGGUGGUGCAAUAUAUGCCUGAGGAAUGGAGAGAAAGGAUGACAGAUUUGCCAGACAAUGCUAAACGAGACAUAAAUAACAUCAACACUGAGCUUGUGAAGAGACUUCACUCUAAAGAUACAGCAUUCUCAUUAGGUUACAAUGACGAGAACAUUGGAUGUGUGAAGUUUGGCCUGAUUACAGAUGAUACAGAUCUAGAGGAACUAAUCGGUCUAGUGUGUUCCCUCGGCAAAGAGAUCGAGGAAUCUUCUAAGUAUUUAGAAAAAUUAUCAGAGAAAAUACAGAAAGGUAUAGAAGAAGCUAAUAAAGAACUACACAAAGAAAUGGAUGAAAAGCUGCAGCAAGAGGGUGUUCUAAGACAAGUGCCAUUGGUUGGUUCCCUUCUAAACUGGUGGUCUCCUCCUCCAAAGGAUGCAGUGAAAGGACGCACAUUUAGUCUCAGCUCUGGCACUAUGGCUAGCACUGAGAAGACUUACAAAUACCACAUGCAAGUUCAGGAGGAUGAUGCCCCUCCCCCUGUGUCCCCCUCUGCAAACCAGUCCCCUAAUUCCUUCAAAGAUGUUCUAAAACCGGUAAAAUCUCAAACCAAGUCUGCUGGUGAUGUUAAAGCUAAUCUCACUCAACAAUAUAACUCCUCCUCCUCCUUCUCUCCUACACAGAGCUCUAGUCCCAGCUCAACCCAGACAGACCAGAAACCUAAAGAAACUCAAUCUUUAGAAAACCAACAAGCCCCUGACUUGAAGUAAAACAACAUUCCAUUAUUGUUCCAUAUAAAGCUGUGAUAUGGUCAAACUGUUACAAUGUGUUUUGUAAUCUUUGUGACAAAGGCUUAAAUGUAAUGACCGUUUCUGCUUUUUGAUUGAUUAAUAUAUCAUAAGAAAACAGUGAAUAUUGAUUGUAUUUUGAAUGAAUGAGUGUCAUAUUUAUUAUAUUCAAGCUAUUUAUUUGUAUGGGUUAUAUGAAAAUGAAUUAUGAUGUUUUUUGUGAACAGAUUUCUGAAGUUAUACGUGCAUUUAGAUAUUUAAAUAUUAAUCUACAAGAAACAGAAGUGGAGUUGAGAUUGUCAACAUUUCUUUCGUUAGGGAGGUUUACUCUUUUCACACAUUUUAUUUGUUUACAUAUCUUAAUCCGUUACUUUGGGUGAUAUUUGAAAUAGUAAAUUUUACUUUCCAUUGAUAAGCAUGUUUCUUCUGAUGUGAAAAUUUCAUUCCCUGUUAUUUUCACCAACAGACAUAAAAAAUGUUCACCCCAAUUUAAAUUAGCUCAAAGCAGCAUGUAGAUAAAGCUUGCAUUUCAACAAUAUGUUCUGGCUAUCUUAAAUUUCACAGUCAAGUUUUGAUUUUCAUCUUUAGGAAUAAAGAAAAAAUCAAAUCAGAUGCAACAUUUUCCCUGCUCUAUACAUCAGAUCUACAUUUUUUGGGUCAUGUUGAACCCCCUCUCUUCAUAAAAGCAACUGAUCAUAUUUAUUUUGUAUUAUUUAUUUUAUUACAACAUUGCUUUAGAUGUGAGUAAAACCAUUUCUAUAAUAUUAUAUUUAUGUACAAUGUACAUAUGUGUGGAAUGCACAACUGGUUUACAAUUUAGUGGUGUUUUCUUGAGUUAUCUCCCAUUUGUGUGUAUUUUAUUUUGUCAAUCAAAACUGUUUUGUUUUUGUUUUUUUAAAUUUGGGGAACUCCUUCUUUUACAGGUUUAUAUGUAUUUUUCUAGUUUUAGAAUUACAUGGAAUCCAUAUUAUCUGAAAUCCAUUGAUGUUUUAACAUUGUGAUAAAUAAUGAUAUGCAGAAAGUAUUAGUUUUAUCUCUGACAACUGACCUAAAUUGAACUUUUCUGAUCAUAUUUGUAUAAUUGUCUGUUUGUUCAUGUAUUUGUGUCCACUUGUCAGUAUAACAUUCUUUCAUUUUUUACUUUGUUUUUAAACCAUCUUGAAGCUGCUUGCCAUAUGUUAACAAAAUGGAAUAAAAAAUGUGUUUUUCUAGAGAUCUGAAUAAUUAAGUGUUGUCACUCUUUGGUGUGAUGAAGAUUCACACUUGGCACUUAAGAUUCUGACUUGAUAAAAUUUACUCAUAGGUUUAUUUAGAAUGACUGUGUACCAUGUCAAAAAAUGUGUCAGAGAUUUUUUUUGUGGUGAAAAUGCUCUCAUUUGGGUCAAAAUGGCUCCUGAGGCCUCUGAUUGGGAUAUUUAUGAAAUGCAUAUCUGUUUAUAAUUCCACUCAUUGAGUUUAUCAAGUAUUAUCAUUCAUUGAAGAGAUUAGGUUUUCACACCUGUGAAUUUUCAGUAUAAUUAUGCCUGUUCAAUCUGAUGGUGAUCUAUGGCUGUUAUUUUUUUCUCUCUCUAUUUAAAUCCAUACAUCUUCCUUUGCAGUAAAAUUAUUUAUAAGUGCUUUGUAUAAUUUUUAUUGAAGUAUGUCUGAUUUUAAUCAGUACAUGUUAUUAAAUAUGAAAGUCUGUGUAAUGAAACAAUAAAGUAUUAACAUGGUCUAUUAGAAUCUUGGUAAAAAAAAAUCUGAAAUAAUUUGUACACUAUAGCUUCUUUGGUCACAUAGAUUACUACAAUCAGUAUUUAUACAUAAAGAAAAUAUAAAGAAAACAUAAAGAAAUAUAUAAAGCAUGUAUUGAAUAUUAUGAGGGAAAUGAAUGUAUUUAUGUAAUGUGUUUUGCUGUAUAAAAUUGUUAUUGGUAUUCUAAUAAACCAGUUAAAUAACUUAA